Molecule: messenger RNA, 780 nt
Organism: Trichoderma aggressivum f. europaeum
Lineage: Eukaryota; Fungi; Ascomycota; Sordariomycetes; Hypocreales; Hypocreaceae
Exons: 1
Coding region: 1-780 (259 amino acids)
Source: RefSeq, a predicted model, not a curated record
AUGAGUAAGUCGGAUAUGAACGAUUUGCCCCAGGAGGUGGUUCUUGAGAAUGCAUGCUUAUUUCAACCAGGUGCAGAUGCCACCGCCCAGACUGAUGCUCGCCCAUCUCUCAUGGGUAGUAUCUUGGAGGUCAAGCCAUCGAAGCGCAAAUCGCCCAUGGUUGAGGGAGCAUACUACUCUGAGGCUAUCGCUCUUCUACGAAGCCUCCCGAAGGCUACCCACCUUGUUUGGUCCGACUUGGAGUUUGACCUAAUAGAAUCCACUACAUCUCGGAGAUCAAAGUCAGCCUUGUACCAGAAGCUUGAGAAAGCGUGUGCGGAAGAGGAUAUGGACUGGAAAGAAUUCGAUUUCAUCAAGACAGCCUGUCAGCAUAGGCCAAAGAUGAUAGAAGUUGGGGAUGCUGCGGUCCUUCUAUAUAAGCUAAUGGGUGUUCGUGGAAGAGAUCAGCCGUUCCAAACGACAGAAUACCUCUACAGUGAAGGCCUUACUAAGGAUGAAGAAUCUGCCGGAUCAAUAUUUCUGUUUCUAGGCUUGCUCAAGUUUGUCCAGGGGUUCAUGUGCGAAGAUCCGUCUUUCUGGUAUACUAAGCUGCGAAGCAAGUGCCGGCAGAUGGAAAACCUCCUGGAGAAGAACAGAGGAGCCCCCAAGAUGCGGCGGUUUAUGGAACUUUGGGACAAGACUGCUGGUAACGGGAAUGAGGACGACUGUGAUGAAAUUGGUGACAAGGCUGAAUCGUCAAGCCAAAAAAGGUGCCGCAUCAAGACUGAGGGAUCGAAAUAG